Molecule: messenger RNA, 1515 nt
Organism: Aspergillus fijiensis CBS 313.89
Lineage: Eukaryota; Fungi; Ascomycota; Eurotiomycetes; Eurotiales; Aspergillaceae
Product: zinc-dependent alcohol dehydrogenase family protein
Exons: 4
Coding region: 264-1307 (347 amino acids)
Molecular function (GO): oxidoreductase activity
Source: RefSeq, a predicted model, not a curated record
ACUGAUUCGUCCAAUGGAUUGAAUGUCUCCGUCUCGGACGGUUAUCGGACCGUUCUUGAACGUUAAUGCUUCAAUUAUCACUUAUUAAUCAUACGGUUUGAGUUGUGGUGGAGCUCGCCCUCUUACGUCAAUCAUCCAGAGCUGUGUCUCCAUAUAACAGCUCCCCCACCAACCUAUUUUCGCCAGUUUCAGUGAACAUCAAAGCACUUCAUUUCUCACAAUCGACUUUGCUUGCGCAGCUCACUAGGCUUUCAUCAGACAAUAUGGCCCCCUCGACUCACAAGCAGUGGACUGUCCAGAACAAGGAAGAUGGUUUCAACGCCCUCAAAUUCGCCGAAGCGCCUGUCCCCAAGGUCGGCGAGAAUGAGGUCUUGGUGAAGUUUCACGCUGCCUCGCUCAACUACCGCGACCUGAUCAUUCCCCAGGGAUCCUACCCCUUCGCUCUCAGCUUCCCAGUUGUACCUGGCUCCGACGGUGCCGGUGAGGUGGUCGAGACGGGCUCCAAGGUCUCCCAGUUCAAGAAAGGAGACAAGGUGGUCACUCUCUUCAACCAGCUGCACCAGUACGAUCCCAUCGACUCCAAAGGCACCAGCUCCGGCCUUGGUGGAGUAAUCGAUGGCAGCCUCCGUGAAUAUGGAGUCUUCAACGAGAAUGGCCUCGUCCGAGCCCCCAGAAAUUUGAACUACAUCGAGUCCAGCACGCUCUCGUGCGCCGCGCUCACGAGCUGGAACGCUCUGUAUGGUCUUAGACCUCUGCUGCCCGGACAAACCGUGUUGGUACAGGGAACUGGCGGUGUCAGCAUGUUCGCAUUGCAGUUUGCCAAAGCCGCUGGUGCCACAGUUAUUGCCACCACCUCAUCGGACGAGAAGGCCAAGAAGUUGAAGCAGCUGGGCGCUGACCACAUCAUCAACUACAAGACCCAGUCCAACUGGGGUGAGGUUGCCCGCAGCCUUACUCCGGACAACGUUGGUGUCGAUCACAUUGUUGAGGUUGGCGGCAGCGGUACCCUGGAGCAGAGCUUCAAGUGCAUCAAGUUCGAGGGUGUGAUCAGCAUCAUUGGAUUUGUGGGAGGUGUCGACCCUAAGUCGCAGCCCCCGGUGCUUGCUACCUUGAGCAACAUCUGUACGGUGCGGGGUAUUUAUGUCGGCAGUAAAGCUAUGAUGAACGAUAUGGUCAAGGCGAUUGAGGCCAAUGACAUCCAUCCGGUGGUGGACGAGCAGGUCUUCACUCUCGAGAAGACCAAGGAGGCCUAUGAGUACAUGUGGGCCCAGAAGCACUUCGGCAAGUUGGCCAUUAAGAUCGAGUAAAUGAGAGAGAGCCAAGCCAAAGACCAUAAGUAAUGGAGAUACGAGUGUAUGAGUACAAACGUACAUAUACAAUGACAAUUAUUGUGUAAUAUAGCGAUGAAGUUGUUGGCAAUGAGAUGCAUUGAUACCUUAGGUAAGGAUAGAGUGGGAGGAGAAGCUCGAAGCUCAUUGGGAGGGGGAAGGAUUCCCCUCACCCGCGCGUGGCCAG